Molecule: messenger RNA, 1968 nt
Organism: Alligator sinensis (Chinese alligator)
Lineage: Eukaryota; Metazoa; Chordata; Crocodylia; Alligatoridae
Gene: DBT
Product: dihydrolipoamide branched chain transacylase E2
Exons: 11
Cellular component (GO): mitochondrion; cytoplasm
Molecular function (GO): lipoic acid binding; acetyltransferase activity
Source: RefSeq, a predicted model, not a curated record
UCAUCUACACAGAUCUGUGUUUGCCAUACUAGAUCGUAUAGCAGUGUUUGCUUUCUGAAGUCAAAAUACGUGUACGCAUUUGACAAAUCUGCCUUUAAGUUUAAUCAUCAACACAGAUUGUUCAGAACAUCUGCUAUUUCAAAGGGCCAAAUUGUCCAAUUUAAGCUUUCUGAUAUUGGAGAAGGGAUUACAGAGGUAACUGUGAAAGAAUGGUAUGUAAAAGAAGGUGAUAGCGUAUCUCAGUUUGAUAGCAUCUGUGAAGUACAAAGUGACAAAGCUUCAGUUACUAUCACCAGUCGUUAUGAUGGAAUUAUUAGAAAACUCUAUUAUAAUCUAGAUGAAAUUGCUUAUGUUGGAAAACCAUUAGUGGACAUAGAAACUGAUGUCUUAAAAGAUGUAGCCCCAGAAGAGGAUGUUGUUGAAACACCUGCUGUAUCUCAUGAAGAACACACACAUCAAGAAAUAAAGGGACAUAAAACCCUAGCAACCCCUGCAGUUCGCCGUCUUGCCAUGGAAAAUAAUAUUAAACUGAGUGAAGUUGUUGGAACAGGGAAAGAUAACCGAAUCCUUAAAGAAGACAUUCUCAAUUAUUUGGCCAAGCAGACAGGAGCUAUUUUACCUCCAUCGCCAAAAUCUGAGAUUAUCCCACCAUUACCAAAAUUAGAGACUGCACCAGCUGCUCCAAAGGAUAAAGCGCACAGAAUUCCUGUACCUAUUUCAAAACCCACUGUGUUUACAGGAAAAGAUAAAACUGAGCCCAUAACAGGAUUUCACAAGGCGAUGGUGAAGACCAUGAGUGCUGCUUUGAAGAUUCCUCACUUUGGUUAUUGUGAUGAGAUUGAGUUGAAUCAGCUUGUGCAGUUGAGAGAAGAGUUGAAACCUCUAGCACAAGCUCGUGGAGUUAAACUCUCCUUUAUGCCUUUCUUCUUAAAGGCAGCUUCUCUGGCCUUAUUGCAUUAUCCUGUUCUUAACACUUCUGUGGAUGAAAACUGUCAAAAUAUCACGUACAAGGCUUCUCACAAUAUUGGAAUUGCUAUGGACACAGAACAAGGCUUGAUUGUUCCUAAUGUGAAAAGUGUGCAGGUCCGUAGUGUGUUUGAGAUUGCCUCUGAAUUAAAUCGCCUACAGUCCUUGGGUUCUUCAGGCCAACUGGGAACAAAUGACCUCACUGGGGGAACAUUCACUCUCUCAAAUAUUGGCACAAUUGGCGGUACUUAUGCCAAACCAGUGAUACUACCUCCUGAAGUCGCUAUUGGAGCUCUUGGGAAGAUACAGGCCCUGCCUCGAUUUAAUGGGAAAGGUGAAGUAUUUAAAGCACAGAUAAUGAACGUGAGCUGGUCGGCUGAUCAUCGUAUUAUUGAUGGAGCUACAAUGGCCCGUUUUUCUAAUUUAUGGAAAUCCUAUUUGGAGAACCCUGCUUCCAUGCUGCUAGAUCUUAAAUAAAGAAAACUAAUGACAUAAUGUGUCUUUAAACUUUGGGGAUUGAAAUGAACAUUAUCAGAGCCUAGCAAUGCUAGCACAUGUCCUUUGCUACUUCUCAUACUAUGUGAUUAUGUUACAUGGUUGAAAGGUUUCAAACACCUAUGUCAAUCUAUCAGUAACCUGUUACAUACUUUUUAAUCUAAUUGAGUAGUGCUGCAAGUUACUCUACAUCAGACUGUCAAACUGAAUAGGUCUUGGUGUGCCUUUUAAAUAUGGUGGUGGGAAGUUAUGAAUGUCAACUCUGAUUCUAUGUGCUGACUUGUGCUGAACUGACAUUAUCAACUGACAAUUUUCUAUACAUCUGCAGUACUUUUAAACUGCAUAGAAAGGAAAUAGUUACAAUUAUUCCUGGGUAGAUAUGAGUUUAUUUUAACAAAGUGAAAGGAGUGUCACCAAGUUCCUAAAUGAAAUUAUGCAAAAAUGAAUGUGCAAAUAAAAUGCCUUUAUGCUCCCAUUUAGAUGUCCAAUAAACUUUUUUUAAUGGUG